This is a messenger RNA of Penicillium olsonii, 1224 nucleotides long. NCBI's taxonomy places the organism in Eukaryota, Fungi, Ascomycota, Eurotiomycetes, Eurotiales, Aspergillaceae. The record is from the annotation of a GenBank genome assembly.
AUGACCACCCAAAAUGAAGAUAUUGAGUUUUGUACCCUGGGGAUGUUUAUUAUUGGUAUGCUUUAUAUAUCUAUUCAACGUGCGGGACUGACGAAUCCACCAGAUGACAUUGAUUUUGGGGGUAUAAGACCGGGAGUUAAGAAUAUCACCGGCGGCGCAGCUUCUUUUGCAGUCAUUGGUGCGCGCUUGGUCUCGGGCUCCAAGCAUGCGCGAGCUGUUAGCUGGAUAGUGGACGUUGGCUCUGAUUUCCCGUCUGAGACCCUCGAUGUGAUCAAGUCAUGGAACACCGACUGUCUCUUCAGAGAGGAUGAUACAAGAUUGACUACGAGAGCCUGGAACGGAUAUCAUCCCAAUGAGCAAAGAGACUUCAAAUACUUGACCCCAAAACUCAGGCUGGAGCCAGAAAUGCUUUCCGACAAACAGUUGUGGUCAAAGACAUUCCACAUGGUGUGUUCCGCAUCUCGCUGCAUUCAUAUAGUGCAGACCAUCUUGCAGCGACGAGAGGAAAUGCACAAGGCGGGGAACUCCCCCUCCGAGGCGCAUGAAUUGCAGCGCCCUAUAUUCGUCUGGGAACCUGUUCCCGACCUCUGCACCCCAGAGGAACAGAAUAAUUUCUUCGCUGCAAAUAAAGUCGUGGAUGUGAUAAGUCCAAACCACAUGGAACUCGGCAUGAUGUUCGAUCAGCCCAGCUGGACCGAAGACAGCCAAGAGAGUCAAGCCCUGGUCAGAAGAAUUACAGAUUCUGGCAUCGGGCCAGAUGGAAACGGUAUGCUGGUUAUCAGAGCCGGAAAGGACGGUAGCUACGCCUACUCUAAGACCUGCAAGAUUUGGCUUCCCGCGUACCACCAGCCAGAUGUCUCGGGGAAGACGCCUGUCAUUGACCCCACAGGAGCCGGUAACUCCUUUUUAGGUGCUUUGGCUCAGGGAUUGGUGACUACAGGCCGAGAACCCUUCCAGGUAAUCCAGUCUGUUCUAUCACAGUCAGAAAAUUGGAAGAAGGGACUUGACUCGUGGGGGAGCUACCAGAACUAUCCCAUGGCACUCAUCUGCGCAACUGUCGCAGCGGGUUUCGUGGUGGAACAAAUUGGUGUUCCGCAGAUUACCGAAGAGAACGGAGAGGAAUUGUGGAAUCAAUCUGGAUUCGCGGAACGUGUCCGCCUGUACACGCAGCGAUUAUUGAAGACAUUCGAAAAGUCUCCCCGGAGACACCUGCUGACCAAUUGA